GAGACACAAUCACAUGACAAAAUACUUCUUGUGAAGAAAAGGUACGAAAAAUAUUAUUGGUGAGUAUCUUGUUGAGGCUAAUUAAGCAGAUUUUGAGAUAAAGAAGAAGAGAAUGGUUGACACUUAAAAUGUGGUCACGCAAGGACGCUAACCAUUCUUAUGUAUUGUGAUACUGCAUUAAGUGUAGUUUAUAAUCAAAUAGUGACAGAUCUUCUCAUUUAAACAUUUAUUAUGUGAGAAGAUAGUGUAGUGAUGGGAAACAUUGGGCUAUUACCAUUUUAAUAGAGAUAAUCUGGAAUGACGUCUACUCUUUCAUGUGAAUUCAGUCAUAUUGGAAAUUCAUAUUUUAAGAGUUCAAGGAUAAGUCACCAAGAAUUAUCCAAGAAGCGUUAACGCCGAGGUUACGUUUCCAGCAUAAAUAUACUCAAGGAAUAGUGGGGUGAUAAUACAUACAGAAGAAUUGCUAUUCCUUUAAAGCCCAAGUUUGACUAUAUGCACUGAUUUCCACACAACGAGAAGGCUGGACUUUGUUCUUAACAAUCUCGAGCUUACAAAGUGGGGUGAUAGAGCAGUUGUGGACACCCUUUAUGAGAUUGCCUAUGCAAGUAAGAAAGUGAGAGGCCACUUUCUGGGGAUUUAAAUGGUGAAUCCUAGAGAACUUGCUGAAUAGGACUGAGAGCAAGGCCCAUAUUAAUCGGUGCCGCCAUUGCAGACAAGAACUCAUGUAUAAUACGAAUAUGAAUCUUAUUUUCAUAUUCAAGCCAAAGGUUCAAGGCUGGUUAGCCAACAAUACUCAAUAAUAUCCUUCAUGCAUUUUUAAGUCCUCAUAUUAUUAUUAAAUAAUAAGUGGGGGAUUGUUGUAUAUAUAAUAAUAUAUAUGUAUUAUUUAAUAAUAAUAAUUAAAUAAUACUCCCUCCGUUUCAAUUUAUGUGAACCCAUUUGACUGGAUACGGAGCUUAAGAAAGAAGAGAAGACUUUUAAACUUGUGGUCCUAAACGAGUCACAUAUAUUUUGUGUGGCUAUAAAUCAUUGCAUAAAGGUAAAGUGUUUCCAAAUAUAGAAAGAGGUCAUUCUUUUUGGCACGGACUAAUAAGGAAAUAGGUUCACAUAAAUUGAAAUAGAGGGAGUAAAAGACAAGAGACACAAUUUCAAAUUAGAACCUAAGAGAUGCCUUUAAUGUUUGUGUUGCUUCUCUUUUAUUAUUUAAUUAUUAUUAUUAAAUAACACAUAUAUAUUAUCAUAUAUAUAACAGGUUAUGUAAAACUCAACUUAUUUAAAUAGGGGUAAAAUUGGAAGAAAAAAUUAAUAGCUUCUUGAUUUCGUGAAACAUUACUUAUUUUGAAACAAAAAAAGGUAAAAACACCACUUAUUUUGAAACAGAGGGAGUAAUACAUAGAUGGUGAUAGUUCAUGUAGGAAAAGGGAACAACUGAUAAUUGAGAUGUGAAACUCGCGAAAAAGUGAUAGUUCAGGGUCUAUGGAGCAAGUAAUGGUGGAAUAUCUUUUUGGGCGAAAAAAAGCAACUGAAGUUGCUCAUUAUGUCUGGAAGCAUGUUGUUCAGAAGGGGGAUGCAGUUGUUGAUGCCACCUGUGGAAAUGGUUACGAUACCUUGGCACUGUUGAAACUGGUUGCUGAUAGGACACAAAGAGGUCGAGUUUAUGGCAUGGAUGUUCAGAAAGUUGCUUUAGAAAGCACUUCAUCCUUACUGGACCAGUUUGCUAGUCCAGAUGAGAAAGAACUUGUUGAGCUAUUUGUUAUGUCUCAUAGUCAAAUGGAGGACAUUGUUCCAAAUGAUGUGGCUGUAAGGUUAGUUGCUUUCAAUUUGGGUUACCUUCCUGGAGGGGACAAAAAGAUCAUUACCAAGUCCGAAACAACUGUGCUUGCAUUGGAGGCUGCUAAGAGAAUCUUGGCACCUGGCGGACUCAUCAGUAUUGUAACUUAUGUUGGCCAUCCGGGUGGGAGGGAGGAGUUUGAGAAGAUUGAAGAUUUUGCUUCCAGACUACCGAUUGAGGGUUGGAACUGUUGCAAACUACAAACGUUAAAUCGCCCACUAGCUCCCAUGCUGAUAUUUUUAUUCAAAAAAUAGGACAAGAUUUUGUGUAACCGAAACGAAACUUGUUAUCAUGUUUCUGAGGUCACGUGCCUUUUAAGUUGUAAUGAUAUAUCCCCAAAUUCUAAAUUGCUAACUUUACUAGGAGGAUAUGUAUUGAUAUUUGAUGAUUCUUUGUUAUGCCAGUGAAACUAUUAGUUUGUUAUUUGAAGA
This is a messenger RNA of Lycium barbarum (goji berry), 2262 nucleotides long. Its product is annotated as tRNA (mnm(5)s(2)U34)-methyltransferase, chloroplastic. Lineage: Eukaryota; Viridiplantae; Streptophyta; Magnoliopsida; Solanales; Solanaceae. The transcript is spliced from 6 exons. The record is from RefSeq and is a predicted model, not a curated record. Bases 1477 to 2085 code for a protein of 202 amino acids.